This is a messenger RNA of Protopolystoma xenopodis, 492 nucleotides long. The record is from the annotation of a GenBank genome assembly. NCBI's taxonomy places the organism in Eukaryota, Metazoa, Platyhelminthes, Monogenea, Polystomatidea, Polystomatidae.
AUGCGCACAUUCACCCUCCGCAUACGUCUUCGGCCAAUCAUCUCUUCUCACUUCACCCGACUCACUCGGUACUCCUCCUUCGGCCUGAGUGAGUCCAUGCUUCGGUCUGGCGGCCAAUGUCUGGCCAGACAUGAUUGUUUAACAGACUUUUUCGACUGCUUUCACUCUCAAGGCAGCGUCAUACCAUCGGUUCGGCUGCCUGGCAGAGCGAUGCAAUCGCCGCACUGGCCAAUGCUCAUUUUCACUGGCCACAGGCUGCUCGUCUGCCAUGGCACAGGCACAAGUACAGACACACAGACAGAGACAGAUACAAGCACUGGUCGGGGCCUCGUGGCCUCUCCGUCCACACACUCCGCCUCGAGACUUCCCACGUCGGUCAGUUGGUGUGAUUGUAGUCUGCUCACAGAGCCGGAAGAAUGCGAAAACGCCUACAGACCAACUGGAGAUACAGACCUAAUUUGCUUGUCUGUCUGUGAGCACUCGAGGGAAUGA